UAGGAAAUUCAAAGGCGACAGCAGUCAGUGACUCAAUACCAGAAAUUUCUUGGUCUAGUGAAUUCCAAGAUUGCGUGCACAAGAGUUACAGGUGCAAAUACUUCCAGAUAUAAUGCUUGCUGCGCAUUAUACUAGUUGCAAAUCCGUAGUUAAAUAUGUCGUAAGUUGUUUGUGUCUGUCGCAUACAGAAAAACACUCACACACACACGGUUAGUUAAGUUGUAUUGUAAAUGUAUUGCGCUAGGUCGGUGAUACAAUUUUCUGAAAUAAUUGAGUAUGGCUUGCGAAUGAAUUUAACAACGACACUUAUGAAAACAUGCAAUUUUAUUUUCGUUGGGCACAUAUAAAUAUGAUUGCGGACAUAUUAAAAAGCAUUAGUUUCGAGUUUAAAGCCACAAAGAAGUGACAACGUUUCAAACGGCAAGCCACCAACAAGGAUUAUUUACAAGUGUUCAAAGGAUUAAAGUUGUCUUUAUAAAUUUACCAAAUGGAUACCAAAUAUUUCGGACUGUUGCAGCUUAUUGGCUUGUUGUUUUUAGUGAGCUUGGCAGCAGCCAUUCCCAAGUACGAAGGCAAGCAAAAAGCUUAUGGCGAAAAAUCACAAUGGAGUCGAUCAUAUUUGAAUGAAAACAAGACGCAAUUCAGCGAACCGCAGACUGCCUCAACAAAAGACAGAUUGGAGCGACUCGGCUAUACGACUGGCUAUGGAAGUUUGAAUGGUUAUCCAGGUGGCACUGGACUUUCUGCAUAUAAUCCCAUCAAAUUGGAUCUGGGCGGAGUAGUGCUGGGCACCCUGGUGGGCAUUGGUGCCAUCAUUCUCAUACCCAAGAUAUUGUCAGCUUUCCAUGGCGGUUACGGUGGCUACGGACGCAGCGAUGACCAAAAUGAUCUGGCAUCCAUUAGUAGUAUGAUAAACAAAAUUGAUGAUGUACUGGGACAAAACAACAUUGACUCGACUAGUUGCAUGCAACGCGCCGUCUGUGGCUAUGUUCGAUCGACGGAGAAGAACAUGAAGACCGGAAUAUCGGAUCAAAUGGACGAAUUCAUUCAUAUGCUCUCCGAAAAUUCCCUCGUAGACUAUCUAUUGGAUGGUACUGCGAUAAAGGAGGCCUUGGAACAUGGAAAGGAAUUAAAUAGUAGACCUUGCGAAGAACUCUACCAAUCGUGUCCUUUGGACAGUACAUCGGCAACUAAUAUUCUCAUGAAAUUAUUACCCAAGAAAAGCAAAAGUGCUAAAUCUAGUUCUACAGAUGCAACCGACAAAUAA
Messenger RNA from Drosophila sulfurigaster albostrigata, 1267 nucleotides. RefSeq lists its product as uncharacterized. Lineage: Eukaryota; Metazoa; Arthropoda; Insecta; Diptera; Drosophilidae. The coding region runs from base 488 to 1267 and encodes 259 amino acids. The transcript is spliced from 6 exons. The record is from RefSeq and is a predicted model, not a curated record.